AUGCAUCGCCAGCAGCAGCAGCAGCACGAGGUGACGGCGGGCGCUCGGAGGCACGGCCGGGAGCAUGCCAACGGAGGCCACAGAGCGGCGGCCGAGAUGCCGGCUGGCGGUCACCGCGCGGAGCGGGCAGAGAGGCCAGCCGGGCACCGCGUGGAGCGGGCCGAGAUGCCGGCCGGCGGCCACCGCGCGGAGCGGGCAGAGAGGCCAGCCGCGCACCGCAUGGAGCGGGCCGAGAUGCCAGCCGGCGGCGGUCACCGCGCGGAGCGGGCAGAGAGGCCAGUUGGGCACCGCAUGGAGCGGGCCGAGAUGCCGGCCGACGGUCACCGCGCGGAGCGGGCAGAGAGGCCAGUCGGGCACCGCAUGGAGCGGGCCGAGAUGCAGCAUGCCACCCACCACGCCACGGAACGGGCGGGCGACGCUCGGAGGACUACGACUACAGCUGCGGCUGAGAUGCCCGCGUGGCAGACGACGGAGCGAAAGAAGAGCCUCGAGAGCCUCCUCGAUGCCGCGGGGGACGCGCGCGGCAGGCAGCAGCAGCAGCACCACCACCACCACCGCGGCGGCGGCGGUGGCCAAGUCCCCGUACGGCCGCCAGUGCCGGUCCCUGGGGAGAAGGUGAUCAACUUCCCCGGGCAGGGGCUGGAGUUCAAGGAGCUGUCCUACAGCGUCAUCAAGAAGCAGAAGAAGGACGGGGUGAAGGUCAAGAAUGAGGUGUACCUGCUCAACGACAUCUCCGGCCAGGCGCUCCGCGGCCAGGUCACCGCCAUCCUUGGGCCCAGCGGCGCCGGCAAGUCCACGUUCCUCGACGCGCUCGCUGGCAGGAUCGCCAAGGGAAGCCUCGAGGGGUCCGUCAGCAUCGACGGGCGAUCGGUGACGACGAGCUACAUGAAGCAGAUUUCAUCCUACGUGAUGCAAGAUGAUCAGCUGUUCCCCAUGCUCACGGUGUUGGAGACGCUGAGGUUUGCGGCCGAGGUCCGCCUGCCUCCGUCGCUCUCCAGGGCUGAGAAGCUCAAUCGGGUCUGGGAGCUCAUUGAGCAGCUGGGUUUACAGACAACAGCUCACACAUACAUUGGCGACGAGGGGAUACGAGGUGUCUCUGGCGGGGAACGCCGUAGGGUGUCGAUUGGCACUGACAUAAUCCAUAAGCCAUCUCUGCUGUUUCUUGAUGAACCCACCUCUGGUCUUGACUCCACCAGUGCAUACAGUGUGGUAGAUAAAGUGAAAGAAAUUGCAAAGGGGGGAAGCAUUGUGCUAAUGACAAUUCACCAGCCAUCUUUCAGGAUUCAGAUGCUUCUCGACAGAAUAGUCAUCCUCGCAAGAGGAAGGCUAAUCUAUCUAGGAAGUCCUAUCACACUCCCCGCACAUCUUGCUGGAUUUGGCCGACCUGUACCUGAUGGUGAGAACAGCAUCGAGUACCUCCUGGAUGUCAUCAAGGAGUACGAUGAAUCAACGCUUGGACUCGAGCCUCUAGUUGCCUACCAGAGGGAUGGCAGCAAACCUGAUGAAGCUGCCAAGACACCAAUACCCAAGACACCAAGAACACCACACCAGAAAUCAGUGCAGUUCCGACAGAUGCAGCUCAAGAGCAACCAGUUUUCGGUCACAACCGGAACACCUCAUGCUAAUACUUUCUCAAACUUCGAGUCCUAUAACAUCGAUGACGAGGAGGAAGAAUUCGACAAUUCUCUUGAGAGAAAGUCACAUACACCCUUGCAUACCGGAACCUCAACCUACCAUCCAAGGCUUGCAUCACAGUUUUACAAGGAUUUCUCAGUCUGGGUUUACCACGGUGUCACAGGGACGCCCCACCUUUUCAAGCCGGAGGAACCAAGCUAUCAUGAGUACCAGCUUGAACUGGAACCACCACUAGAUGCUCCUCAGGAUGGCCCCAAGUUUGCUAAUCCUUGGCUCAGGGAGGUCGCUGUGCUCUCAUGGCGUACUGCUCUGAACGUGGUGCGCACGCCGGAGCUAUUCCUCUCCCGGGAGAUUGUCCUCACAGUUAUGGCACUCAUUCUUUCGACCCUGUUCCACCGCCUCAGUGAUUCCAACUUCACAACCAUCAAUCGCCUCCUCAACUUCUACAUCUUUGCAGUCUGCCUUGUCUUCUUCUCCUCCAAUGAUGCUGUUCCCACAUUCAUCCAGGAGCGCUUUAUCUUCAUCCGGUUCACCUUUGCAGUCAUCACAAAGUACAUGCUCCAUUUACGAAGCAACCUGGUUAACUUUUGGAUCAUCCUGCUUGCAUCACUUAUAACAACCAAUGCAUAUGUGAUGCUGGUCAGUGCACUUGUUCCAAGCUACAUCACUGGAUAUGCUGUCGUGAUUGCGACAACAGCUCUCUUCUUCAUCACUUGUGGAUUCUUCCUGAAGCGGACGAUGAUCCCUAUGGCAUGGAGGUGGCUCCACUAUAUCUCUGCCAUAAAAUAUCCAUUUGAGGCAUUGCUUGUGAAUGAGUUCAAAGGAGACCAUUGCUAUGUUGGCACACAAAAUCAACUUUCACCUGGACCUCUGGGGCAAGUCAGUAACCUGAAUGCCACCUCAGCGACAUGCCCCUGGUAG
Messenger RNA from Miscanthus lutarioriparius, 2556 nucleotides. NCBI's taxonomy places the organism in Eukaryota, Viridiplantae, Streptophyta, Magnoliopsida, Poales, Poaceae. The record is from the annotation of a GenBank genome assembly.